UCUGCCCAAUUUCUCUGAAUUAUUGAACCGCGUUUUUUGCCGCCCACCCUCGCGUCCAGUUUGCAUUUCUGAACCACCGUCUGUUGCUGCUGCGAGAACAUCAAUAGAAAUACAAUGUAUCCGCUCCGGCAAAGGGAUGAGCGGAUACCACCCAGCCGCACAUACUAUCCACAAGCCACACCCGGUUCCUCGUCUCGUCCGGCCACGGGAGGGUCCGAUAGCUUUGCACCUAGGCCAGGAAAUUCUCCGCAGGUGUCCCAUCCUCUGCCACCGCGCCCCGAUCCGCUCCAAUUUCCAAGGCCCCAUCAAUUCCGAGGGCGAGAACAUCCCUUCAGAGGCCAUCCUCAGCGUGGCGGCGCACCGAACUACUCUACACCUAGUGUAUCUAACUUCUAUCCAACGGCGACCAAGUCCACCUACCCAGACAUACACAGCUUUCUGGAUCUUCCUCAACACGAUGACAAUGACCAAGACUCUCGUCGCAUUGGCUCAAGGAUAUCCACCAUGAGCAUGCGCUCUUCUAGGGCAUCCGCGGCAAGAAAAUAUUCCACUCCCCAUUAUACUCCCCCUCCGGGUGGGAGAGUUCACCUGCGGGACGGAGAACUGGUGCAAAUGUCUGACGAUGAAGAUUCAGAUGACCUCAGAGUCACAAAGUCCAUCACGGGAUCAUCUCAGGUUGGCAGAAAGUCUACUAAAGUUGCUGCGCGGGGAAUCCUGUCUACAGAUGACUUGCCGGCAUCAUCCGCAGUCCGUACGACUACACCCCUCGCUGCUACCUUGGCCAGGCCUCAGAAAGCGAAGCGCAUGCAAGAAAUUGUCAUCAUCUCCAGCGAUUCUGAGGAAGAAGAUCCCCAAGAAGACCAAGCGGGCUUCCUGGCAGCAGCUGCAUCGUUCAGAGUGGGAAUACGCCUGCAAGUGCACAAGCGGGUGCCUUUCCUCUUGCAAAAUCUCCGUAAAUCUUUCACACGCACUUGUGAACUCAGAGGAGUACCUACUCUCCCGCCAAAACAGCCUGAAAAGGCUAUUAAAUACACUUAUCGCUUCCGUAUCCCACAAGACCUCUUCCCAGGACAAGUUCCCACUCCACGUUGGUCUGAGUAUCGUGAGCUGGUGACAGAAUGGCGGUGCCCAUUCUGUGAUCUGCUUGGCCGCCUGAACACAGAACAAAUGCUCCGCUAUCACCUUGCCCAAGGCCACGCUGAUGUGCAGAUGACGUGGAGAACAGAGGGUGAUACUGGGCAUUACACGUUUCAUCUGCCUGAGUUAACGCAAGAUGAACCAUCUGAAGACGAUGAAGAAGAAGAGGAUAUCUUGCGAGUGCAAGAGUCCUCAGACGACGAGUUAGAAUAUGUCGACCUGCCACCGAGAUUGCCAUCCCCUACAUCUACUGUCGAGGCUCCGGCUAAUGCCCGGCAACAUACAUCUGCCUCGCCGAUGCAAGUUGACGAGUCUGACACAGUCGAGAUCAACUCGCAAUCCUCCCGCACCACCCCGCCCACGUCAAUGAUUAACAUCGCGCUCAAGCACGAAGACGAGGAAAUCGCUCUUCAACGGCAACCCACACCACCCGGGCGCGUGCCGCGUACAGGCAUCACCGAGAUGGGCGAGCUCGUCCCUCCACCUGAGACCAAUCCCCUUGGGCCUGCCGCGGAACCCCCGCUUGAGUCGUGCCGCCCGGGUGGCCCGCGGAUCUAUGACCUGCUCAAUGAAUUGCCGCUUGAACCAUAUGGCAUACUUGCAUGGUCGAUCGUUGACCGCGAGGAGGAGAUCUAUGAGCUCGCGGACGUCAUGGAUGAGGACAAGGUGAUGAUGGCAUUGUGGAAUAGGUGGAUAUUUCUCAACCGGGUGAAGUUUACUUUCCAUCGCGAAGGCGAGACGUACCGUUCGGGCGUGCAAGCUUUUAUCGACGAAUACUACGUAAUGAUACAUCGUGCUGCUGGCUGGGCGGCGCUGAGGGCCUUCCUCAUCGUCCUGGCGGCUAACAAGUUCCUGAGUAUACGUGACGUGCUGAAGUUACUUUGUCACUAUGACAAGCAGGUAAAGAGGAGCGAAUGGUACAAAGUGAAACCUGCAGGCUUCACAUAGUAGUGGGCCGUUUGGGGCAUCAGAGAUGCUGGUAUCGUGCUACGCCUUCUAUGUACAUAACUCUACUUGGCGCGGUGCCGCGACAGUGCUAUUGUAGUCAUAUGGC
Messenger RNA from Phanerochaete carnosa HHB-10118-sp, 2191 nucleotides. RefSeq lists its product as uncharacterized. Bases 115 to 2085 code for a protein of 656 amino acids. The record is from RefSeq and is a predicted model, not a curated record. The transcript is spliced from 7 exons. Gene Ontology annotation, molecular function: metal ion binding. Lineage: Eukaryota; Fungi; Basidiomycota; Agaricomycetes; Polyporales; Phanerochaetaceae.